Messenger RNA from Capsaspora owczarzaki ATCC 30864, 747 nucleotides. RefSeq lists its product as hypothetical. Lineage: Eukaryota; Filasterea; Ministeriida; Capsasporidae. Bases 1 to 747 code for a protein of 248 amino acids. The record is from RefSeq and is a predicted model, not a curated record. The transcript has a single exon.
AUGAACCCACUGGGCACACCGGGCGGAGUCGUCAGUCCGCGGAACGAGCGGGCCUUCGACCUGCUGCGGGAGGCUAGACAGGCCAAGGACGCCGACUCUCCUCGCUUUUUCAAGGCCGCCGUGCUGAAAACCUACUUUACACCAUGUGCUGACAUCAGUGGACCAGGUGGCGCGGGAGCCAAGGAGACGAAACCGUCCAUCAGGCAGCUGGCGGCGAUUUUCGAGGUCCCGCGAUCUACUGUCGGCAACUGGAUCGCGCAUCACCGCCAUCAAGCCGAUCUCUUCGCCCGUUCUACCCUCGAUCAGGCAGUUGAUCUAGUUCAGGAUGACGCCGUCCCGGGGGACCACAACGUCUUCCUCCGGUCGGAGGAGCUCAAGAUCGUCAACUACCUUGUUCGGAGCGCAUUUGCUCACGUCGCCCUCACCAAACCCGAUACAAUCGAACUCUUCAUGCGCCUGUCUCAAGCUCCACGACCAGAUGGAAAGCCUCGCCGCCAGUUCGGUCCCAACGGCCCGAGCGAGUCGUUUUUGGAGCGGUUUUUCGCCGAGUUUUCCGACGAACUCCGCUGGAUCACUGCACACUCGAUCGAAACCAUUCGUACGGCCGCGAUGAACGAGGAAACCCUCAGAAGCUUCUUUGAGCGCCUGCAGGAGCUUUGCGACAAGUCUGGAGGGAAGCUGUGGGCCGAGCCUGGGCGGAUUUUCAGCUGCGUCCGGAAACUCAGCGCCUCCUUGACGCUUUCGUGA